This is a messenger RNA of Symbiodinium sp. CCMP2456, 8082 nucleotides long. NCBI's taxonomy places the organism in Eukaryota, Dinophyceae, Suessiales, Symbiodiniaceae. The record is from the annotation of a GenBank genome assembly.
AUGCCGCCAGCGACCGAGCCAGUGAAGCGGCUAGGUGAUAUCGUGAAGGUGGAGGAAAUCCCCAGGCCGGAGUCCGCGGCCUCAACGGCCUUCGACUCCCGACCGGGCUCCGCAGUGAGGCCCGGUUCUGCGAUGUCAUGGGAGAACGGCCGGCCCCAAUCUGCGAGGCGACCGUACCCACCACUGUCCAGGCCCACCUCAGCUGUGGUUCGACCCUCGAGGCCAUCCUCGGCCAGGCCGCAAUCGACUUUGCCGGCUGUCUCGCCGAGCGUUACCAGUGAGGAUACUGGCACCAGAAGCUCACAAGAUCCAAGGCCCCACCAACGUGAGGAGCCGACAGGUGAUACGCUGAAUGAUCUGGAGCAGGAGGUCGCCAAAAUCAAUUCUGCGCAGCCUCGCUCGUCGCCAUCUCAUCCCAGAGAUGGAAGGCCACGGCGAACCAGCAGGACAUCCGUCAACUCCACUGUGUCGGACCAUUAUGAGUAUGAAGGUCGUGACAUUGCUGCCGGAAGCCCCAACCUGAGCGAGGCAGGGAACGAGCCUGACUCGAGGCCGGUGGGCCCUCUUGCUCGAGUUCUUUCUGAUAUGGAGGAGGAUGGGGAGGGGGAAGCGGUGGAAGAGCCCCCCGCUCAGCAGCAAGGGUCCAAGCUCGGGGAGUUCAGCGUCAUCACCAUCCGGAGGCUGUUUGAUGAGCUGGACACCGAGAGGAAAGGCUUCGUCACACGUAGGGAGCUGCUCUUUGCGCUGAACUCGAGGGAGGAUCUCUACCAGCAAUUUUGCUACUUCUACCUCCAGUCCGCGGAGCAGGACGGUCCUGAAGAUCUGGAUCGCUUGCAGGCGGCCGACCUGCCAGUGGUGGACGACUGGUUAAGUGCUCACAGAGCAGCGAACAUCCAGCGAACUGAAUGGGAGACGCAAGCCCACAGCUAUGUGUUUGAGGAGACCCCUACAAAACAAGUUCGCGGCAGGAAGAGCUUGAUUUUCCGCCGAAGCCUAGAAUUCCUGGACGAGGCAUACAAACAGGUGUGCCUGCUUCGUGCACCGACACAGGUUGGGUCGAGCCAAAGGCUCUACCAGAAGUGCUACAACAUCACCCUGGAGAUUCUGAUUCACUACUUCAGGAUGCAAGGCUUGCUCCUGGAGUACCAGACCGCACCGAUUCUGAAUCUUCUGCCCGAAGACCGAACGGUCUGGGUGGAUCAAGUCCCGCCGGUGUUCCAAGCUCUUCAAGCUAGCCGAGGUGGUGCAACCACGGCUGAGGUUCUCGGCGAGUUCAGCUCAGAGGAUUGCUACGGUCAUGAGUGCCCGUUCUUUGGUGGCAUGAGCGGCCAGCGAUGUGCAAAUGAAGCCGACUUUGCCGAUGAAUCCUGGCAGGACAAGGAGCUGCUUCUUGAUGACUGUCCUGCGAUGCCGAACCCGAACCCCCUCCAUGGGGCAGUGAGUGCACUCCAGGCACGCCGCUGCAAUUUCAGAAGCGAUGUAGAGCCUUUGCAGAUUUGGGGUCUGACCUUUGUGCAUAAGACGUCCAUAAUCGCAUUCUGCCACCUUGUCGGUAUCACGGGCGAGGUGCUGCUGAACCAGGCGUCGAAGCACGAGGCUGCGGCAGACAGCUCAAAGAGGUGCCGGCUUUCCAUCCUGCUGUGCAGGAUCGAUCCUUUUGUCGAUGCUCGGGAUGCCACGGAGGUCUGCGGACUGGCCUCUGCAGAAGACCUGUGGGACUCCCUGGCCUCUGGGAAGGCUGCCAAGGGGCCUUGGGUUCUCUUCAUAUGCAUAGCUCUGAAGCUCAGUACCCAUCGCAAGACCUGGAUUCCUGGACCCUGUCAUGCAGAGGGCGAGGCGAAGAAGCCAAGCUGCCGGCGGGCGCAGGCUCCGAAGCUUGAGCUUCUCAGUGCUUUCCGGCUCGCGAUGGAGGUAUCCGCGACCGUGGCAAAUCUGAUGCAACAGAUCAACCAGUUGGAAGAUGCAGACUUUCAAAACAUCUGUGGGCUGAUCGACAAGGCCCGGGAGGAACGGCUGACCCCUACGGUUUUGGUCACAGUCCGCCAGCUGGGAGGAGAGCAUCUCCUUGGACCACAGCUGAUGCCACUGUCGACUACGACGCUGAAGCUGAAGGGGCUGCUGUCUACCUCGAUUGGGGCACGGGUUGAGGAGAUGGACCUCCUUUGUGGCACGGCAGUCCUAGAGCCGACAGACACGCUGGCAUCGUUGGGCGAUCAUUUUCAGGGAAAUUUGGACCUCAUCCGGCGUGCCGAGCGGAUGAGGAUUGCGAAGCACAGGAUUCCUGGCGUCUUCAUUGCGACGAGCUGUGAGAACAACCGGGUUCUGGUUGUUCCAGGUGCAAAGGCCUGGGACCAAGAGCAUCUCCAUCAGCCAGACGUUGCAAGCCAGGACACGCUGAAGCAACUGCAAAUCUCGGACGCAACCUUCCGUACCUGGAGCCCGUUUCGAUCCCACAUCGCGGCAGCUAUCGUUUGUGGAAUUAGUAAGACUCCGAAAUGGAAAGGCGAGCGACUGUUUGCUGUUAACAUGUCCGCUGCCGAGCUGUCCUUUCUGGCAGACUUGGUUGGUGAAGGAGGCGCUGUGAUAUAUUCACCCGAGGUCGAUGUUGAAUGCGCCUCGAAGCUCAAGGAACACUGGCCACAGACGCACCUCACAGAAGGCUCUAGCACAGAGAGAUUUCAUUCAAUGUUGCUUAGAGGAAGUGUGGAGCUCCAUCAAACACAUCUGGACCGGAUGACGUCGCUGCUCCUUCCCGGUGCCGUGGUGAUGUGGGUUGUUGAGCUGGACGGGAAGCCUGUAGUGCCCACAGCGGAGUUCGCCAGAACGGUCGGUAUCAUCCGGCAGUCCGGCUUGAAGCCUCUGGAGCAGCUGACGCUGGAGCCCUACUUCGAGAAGUCUGCCGUGAUCGUCUCCACCACGGGCCGAAACUGGCCAGAGUGCCCUUACCGCAGCGGCCAGAUCCUCAGUCAGAGGAAAGAUGGGCACAGCUUGCAGUUCCUUGCAUGCACCAUGCCUCCGGCGAAGUCGCGCGAGCAAGAGGUGAUCUGGUACGCAUUCCGCGCCUUUGACGGACAAGACGAGAAGGAGGUUACUGUGGAGAAGGUUCUGCAGGCGGCCAGGCUCUUGGAAGGGAAGCUCCAGGCCAGCGAGCAAAUCGCGGAGCUCCUCUCUGUCUUACAAGCCGAGCUCCAACGUCUCCGCGUGCCUAUGAGGCGCGAACGCAUCGAGGAGGCGGAAGAUGAGGACCCGGAUGCCCAGCUGCGUGUUGAAGGAGAGGAGGAAGAGGGAGAGGCAGAGUGGGCACACAUGCCCAGCCAAGCCAGCCAAGAGAUGACCUCCACUCUCAAGUCCAUGUCCGCAAAUGUCAGCUUCAAGGAAUCCCGCAGGAAUCAGCACGGGAGCAAGUCAAAGAAGGGCUCCUGGCUGCAGCGCAAAGGCCAAGCGAUGAUCGAGCACGCCAGGCGCUGGGUCACUCGCCCACGCCUGCUGGACUAUGGGGAGCUGGUGUACUUGUGUGACACACGGCGGAAGGGCGUUGGCCCGGGCAAGAUCCUUUACCGCGCUGCGCGCAAGGAGUUCUUCAGGGUAAUGCUCAAGUACGACUUGGACUUCUAUGAGGUGGUGCACAAGGUCCCGGAGUUGGCGUGGCCUCCCGAGGCGGGGGCUGCUGCUUCGACCCCGUGGUCCUGCUACUGUGCCACGGGGGGCCUCUACUCUUCGAAGCAGCAGAAGCUGCAGGAGAAGGAGAAGGUCGACAAGAAGGAGAAGGCGGCUCGCGAGAGAGAUGACUCGAGCGAUGCCUCAAGUGAGGAGGACUGUGCUGGCAGUGACAUCUUGCCUCAAGAGGCUGAAGUGAAGAUGCUGCGAGUGCUCCUGGCUCGUUUCAUCAAUGCUCGAGGCGAGGAGCUCAGUGGUAUCAUGCAGGCCAUGCCCAAAGAGGAGCCGUCGCAGGACGACAUGUACAAACAUCUGCAGCACCCGAUCAGACCCACUGCUGAAGUUGCCUUGGGUCUCGGUUGUUGCAGUAUGAAGCAGAGGCUGGUCCAAAAGGAUGUCUAUGAAAUGAGUUGGUCUAUGCCCAUCAGUGACGCAGGAUGUUUCCGCCGAGAUUGCUCUCCUGGGGUGUUUCCAGGCAGCUCGGCUGCAUGGGGCACACCGUUUCAAGAGGAAGUGGCAGUGAAGCACAGGGCCUUGUUCUUUCCAGAGGGUCAAGAGCCCUUGUCCCGCGACCACGAGGCGAACAAGAGCUGUGCUGCUGCUCUUGAGAGCAUCCGUCGCUCGCGGAAUGCAAAAGCCAAAAAAUCGCUGGAGAUUCGUGAGCCCCUGGUGUUCCUUCUUGACAAGCUCUCCACUUCCGGCGAGAAGGGCAGCGGAGCUUGGAGGGCUUUCAUAGGCACCGAGACGGCCGUCUAUGCAGCGAAAGUGCAGCAGGAUGUCAACAACUAUGACGUCCAGGAUUCAAGCCUUCGAAUCAAGAUUAUGAGUGACCUUCGCAAGCUGCGACAUUUCGAUGCACCGUCCUGGGCUGAGCUCAUUGGGUUGCUCGAGAGGCUUCUGAAGUUCUGGCAGUUCGACACCAAAAUCGAAGAGGCCCUCUGCAACUCUCCUGACAGCUCCGUUCAGACAGUUCUAGUUGACACGCGUCGAAGUGCAGAAGUGCCGUAUGCCGAUGAUUUUUCACGAUGGGCUCCAGGAGCAGCAGCUCACCAGCAUGGGGUCAUCCACCGCCAGAGCCUUUGCCAGCUACACGCCGUCGUGAUUCGGGCUGCCGGAUCUCUGUAUGCCCUGGCCUUGCUGGACUUCGGAUCUGACGGAACAGGUGCCGGGGCCUGGAGUUGGGCAGAAUGGAUCUUGGGCCUUCGCCCGUGUGCGGCUUUGUCUUCCACAGUGCUGCCCCGCUUGCUCGGCGAGGCCUCGCAGCAGGAACUGGUGAACAUUGCCUUUGCCCUUGUGGUCGGGCCAUGCGAUCCUGGAAUUGCAGACUCCAGCAAUCUACAGCAAGACAUUUUGUUGUGCUCUGUACAAACUGAAGCAGAGGCGCUGGACCUGCCCGAGGGCGAACUGCUGUCAUUUGCACUGCAGCGCCUUGUGAAGCAGGUGCGCGGCUUGGAGCCCAUCAGCAUACACGCCUUGCGCAUCAUCGCGCACUGUGUGGGAAUCCCAGGUUACUCUUAUUCUGGCCCCCGGAGUGGCAGUGCAUCGUGCAGCUUCCACAGGCGCUGCGUCCGAAAAUGCGUGCUUCUAUGGAGGAGCUUUCGCACUGUUAGCCUGCGGAUGGGUGCGGCAUGCAGGACGACCAAGUCCGACGCCGUUGCGUCGGAGCACUGCGAGAGGUCUCCGCCCAUGAGCUCUCGCCUCCAAGCCGCUCUGGAACGCUACUUCGAAGAAUUGCAGGUGCCGCAUCUUCCAGAGCAGGCUGUCGGGCCCUACGUGCCCGACUUUGUCCUGCCGAUGAAGGUUGUCGUGGAAGUGGAUGGCUACACUCACUUCUACGCUUUUUCUCAGCGCAUGACAGCCAGGCUCCCAGGCGUGGUCAGCUUGCCGCACUUCCAGUGGCUUCCCAUGAACCACCAGGAGCGCCUGGUCUUCCUGUCCAACAAGAUCUCUGUGGCGGCAGGGCAGCCCUUCUCUGCCGGGUUGCAAGUUUGCCUACAGAGUGAUGCAUGCUCGAUGUCUAGGCAGCAGCGCUUUGCCCAGGAUGCCGCCGCCCAAGCACAAGUUCGGAAUGUGGAAUACUCCACGGCCAAAGGUGCCGUGGUGGACGGCGAGGAUCCAGACCUUGACCAAGUUAAGGAGGGAUCGCUCGUGCGAGUGGACAAAGUGCUGGAGGUGGCGCCAAACCAGAUCAAUGCCCUGCUUGGUAACCAACAGGCAGUGUCGCUCUUCCUGGCGUCGCCUUCAGCCUCUCGCUUCGAGGAAGGGGAUGAGGAGGAAGAUGAUGCUCUUUCGCCCGGAGCACCUCCUUUGUUGGAGGAUUUGGAGCCUGGUUCGGAGGCGGUUCCCGAGCCAGGGGAGAAUGACUCGCCAGAGCUGCCAGAGGUCCUGGCUGCUGAAGACAAAGAGGAGACGGACCCUUUGAAGGAGGCUGUCGUGUUGCCGCUGCCCACGAUUGAAAUCCAGCCUGAGCCCGUCUCCCCGACGAGCGAAGCGCCCGCGCCUAGCGAAGCUGCAACAUCAGAGGCAAAACCGAAAAAGGAGAAGCCCUCUGAAUACUACGCCGGCAUCGUAACGCCCAGCAGCCGCAGCCGCUCUGAGGCUGAAAUGACGCCUGUAAAGAGAAUGAAGCCCAAAUCUCAGGUGCAGUACCAUCCGCUUCGGCAUGAUGGAACAGAUGGACCACGUGAAGUGUUCCAACCCCUCGUUCAGACCGUGCAGGAGAGGUCCGGCAUGCCGGAGGAGGCCGCUGAAGCUGUUGCAGAAGGGCGCCCCUCAGAGACGAUGCGACAGGCAGAGACCCCAAUGGAGGAUGCGGCGCAUGCAGCGCUCCCGCCAGAAGUGGCGGAGGGUGAGCCCGACGCGGACCGAGGCGAAGAAGAUGCCGAUGCCAAGUCAAUCGCGAGUGCUUCUUUCGACCUGGGCAUCGUCUAUGUUCUUCGCCUUCCUGCCUUCGUGGCCCCCAGCGCUGACGUCUUCGAGCCUGAUGAUGAUGAGCUGAUUGCAGAGCUCGAGGAGGGCGAGGAGAUCGAGCUGGUGGAGAUCCUUGCCUUUCCCGAAGAGGGACGGGUGCGUGGGAAGUUGAAGUCUCCGGAAGGUUGGAUCACCUUGCGGAACUCGGCCACGGGCACAAACUGGGUCGCCGGCUAUUCUGACAGGGGCGCAAGUGACCAGGUGUCCCAGGAGAGCAGGCAGGUGUCAGAGGAUCCCACAGCGCCCUACAAAAAGGGCGUCUACAUUCUUGUGCGUGCUGCGUAUGUCGCACACGAUGCCGACAACUUCGCGCCCGAUGACGACGAGCUGGUUGCAAGGGUGGAGGAGGGUGAAGAAGUAGAAGUCGUAGAGGUGGUCGACUUUGUGGAGGAGGACAGAGUGCGUGGCAGGAUCCUCGAGCCAAGUGGUUGGAUUACCCUCCUGAACAGGAUCACUGGCACGGAAUGGAUUACGCCGAAGGCUGGUGGGCACUGGGAAACAGAUUUGAUCCUGUUGACCAUGGCCUUCGAGGUGCUGGGACAGUUUUGUGUGCAGCCUGGAAAACCGCUGGUUGCUGUGACUGACGUGAAUUCUCUUUUUCCCUCAGUCCUGAUUCCCUGCAUCGUUUGUCGGCGGAAGGCAUCCGAGUUGGAACAGGAGCUGGGCGUGCUGGAGUCCUUACGGGCCCUCAUCGAGGAACCCUACGAAACGGGCAUUUACCUCCUGGUGCGGUCUGCAUUUGUGGCAUACGAUGCCGACAACUUUACCCCAGACGACGACGAGCUCGUCGCAGAGCUCGAGGAGGGUGAAGAAGUCGAGGUUGUAGAGGUGAUCGAUUUUGUCGAGGACGACCGAGUGCGCGGCAGGCUCCAUGAUCCAGAUGGAUGGAUUACGCUCAUGAACAGAGCGACCGGCGCCAAAUGGGUCACUCCGAAGGAGUCCGGCAACGACUUUCGAGGUGCCUCAAAGACCGCCGCCUCAGAGCCAGGUGAGCAAGAAGAAGGUUCCCACUCCGAAGACGAGGAUGGCAACGAACCGUCCAGGCGCCAAAGAGUGGCCGACGAGGAAGACAAGAGCCCUGCCAUGAAGUGGACUUCUCCAGAGGACGCCGCGAGUGUCGAUGCAGAGGCAGAAGGCGAGCGGAAGGCAUCAGGCUCACAGGGGGCGGAGGAGGAUCCAGUGCCCUUCGAAACUGGAUUCUACGUUCUUGUGCGAACUGCAUUCGUGGCACUGGAUGCCGACAACUUCUCGCCCGACGACGAGGAGCUUGUGGCAGAGCUUGGGGAGGGCGAAGAAGUAGAAGUUGUGGAAGUGGUGGACUUUGUCGAAGAAGAGAGAGUGCGGGGCAGGCUCCGCGACUUCGACGGAUGGAUUACCCUCCUGAACAGAGCCACGGGCACUGAAUGGGUCGCCCCGACAAGCCCGGCUCAGGUGCCUCGGAGCCAGCACGCAUAG